AUGGAUAAAUUAGUUAUCAAAAAGCAGUGGUUUAUCACAUCUCAAUCUGCAGAUAUUACCUCAGUCUAUGAAUUUGAAAGAGAAUUAGGAAGUGGCGCCUACGGAAAAGUAUUUCUCGGCAGAGAAAUCAGCACAAAUAUAUACAGAGCCAUAAAAGUCGUUCAAAAAAAUCGUGUCAAAGAUUAUGAUACCUUUUGCAAUGAAAUUGAUAUCCUGAAACAUCUGGAUCAUCCUAAUAUUGUAAAUAUUAUUGAAACCUAUGAAACAAAUCGACUAUGCUAUUUAGUUAUGGAACUUUGUCAGGGCGGAGAACUCUUUGACCGCAUAACGGCUCAUAGGUAUCUAGACGAAGUCCAAGCAGCUGUCAUUAUGAGGUCUUUGUUUUCAGCUAUUAUGUAUUGCCAUGACCAUGGUGUCUGUCAUAGAGAUUUGAAGCCAGAAAACUGUGUUUUUGUAUCUAAUGAGCAGAACAGCGAUUUAAAAGUUAUUGAUUUUGGGCUUGCAAAAGUUGUAGAUGAGUAUGAAGUAAUGCAUUCUCUUGAUGGAACCCCUUAUUAUUUAGCUCCAGAAGUAAUAGAGGGAAAUUAUUCAAAAGAAGUGGACUGCUGAUCUCUUGGGGUAAUUCUUUAUAUUAUGCUAACUCCCCCCCAUCCUUGAUCGAACGAUUGACUGUAAAAAUUCCCUAAAAAUUGGGGAAAUUAACCCCCAUCCUUGAUCGAACGAUUUUCAUAUCAUGCAAAAUUUUUAUAUAUAUAUAAAAAAUAUAAUAGUUAUCAAAAGCUUGGGAAGAUGUACCUAAUGAAGUUGUUUUCAGAGACUUUGAGACGAUAGAAAGCUUCGGAAUCAACCAUUCAAAAGUAAUUUAGUCAUCAACAUGAGCUUAAAAACUCAAUAAUCUAAUAAAAUAGAGAUUUUUUAAAUUUUUAAAAAAAAAAAUUUUAAUUUAAUAAGUAACAAAUUAAAAUUUAUACAGUUUAAAGGGGUAACUAAUAAAUUAAAAUAUAAAAAAUUGGUAUUUUUAUGAAAUUAAUUCAAUUUUUUGCUGUAAAAAUAAUAAAUACUCUUAACCCUCUUAUUUAAAAGUAAAUAAAAAAAAAUUUAUAUAUAUUUUUUAUUUUAUGUAUAAUUUUUUUAACCCCCAUCCUUGAUCGAACGAUGGCGAGUCGUUCGAUCAAGGAUGGGGGGGAGUAAGUGGAGUUCCUCCAUUUAAUGGGAGAAAUAACGAAGAAGUACUUAUGAACGUUUUUAAUGGCAACUACAGCUUCAGACCUAAGCAGUUUUCUAAAGUUUCUGAUAUGGCAAAAGAUUUGAUAGCUAGACUUCUAGUGAAGGAUCCGUCAAUCAGAAUUACUGCAAAACAAGCUUUUACGCACCCAUGAAUUCAAAAUUUGGCUUCAAAUCAAUCAAUACCUCUGGAUCCUUAUGUAUUUAACGGAAUUCAGUUGUUUUCUCAUGCUCAAAAAUUAAAAAGAGUUACAUUGAUGCUUAUGGCCUCAAAAUUAUCCGAAAGAGAAAUCGAAGUUGCCAAAGAAGCCUUCAAAAAGAUUGAUAUGAGCGGUGACGGAAUGAUCACGCUUAACGAAAUGGAGCAAGGCAUGAGAUCGUGCGGAAUACGAAUCGAUAAAGCCUCUAUAAGCAGUGUAUUCGAAAUUUUAGACUCCAACCAAAAUGGAAAAAUUGACUAUAUAGCCUAGAGUCUGUUAUUGAUUGCCCAGUGCUAUACGAUGCCGGCACAACUGGUGGAGUUAGCUCGGGAAUCAUCAAUAUCCUGGUCAAUUCCACCAGUUUGCAAGUGAAUCUUAUAUGGCCACUUGUCAAAUGGACUGGCCAUAAAACUGAUGUUGCCCGAGCUAACUGCGCCAGCUGUGCUGGCAUCAGAUAGCCCUGAGCGAUCUCAAGCAGGCCCUGGGCUAUACAGAAUUUAUUGCUGCUUGCAUAUUUAACCAAUCAUUCCAAGACAGCGGACUAUUAAAGACGGCUUUUCGAUAUUUCGAUAUAGAUGGAAGUGGUUAUAUAACAAUUGAUGAGCUGAGAGAAGUUCUAACUGGAGGCGACAUAUCAAUUACAGUGAAUCCAGCAGACCUAGCUUCAAUGAUCCGUGAAGUAGAUAAAAAUAGAGAUGGAAGAAUCGACUAUAUGGAAUUCAUUGAAAUGAUGAAUCGAAAAGGAUAA
This is a messenger RNA of Blepharisma stoltei, 2172 nucleotides long. The record is from the annotation of a GenBank genome assembly. Lineage: Eukaryota; Ciliophora; Heterotrichea; Heterotrichida; Blepharismidae.